Messenger RNA from Myotis brandtii (Brandt's bat), 12328 nucleotides. RefSeq names its product myosin IXA (gene MYO9A). NCBI's taxonomy places the organism in Eukaryota, Metazoa, Chordata, Mammalia, Chiroptera, Vespertilionidae. Gene Ontology annotation, molecular function: ATP binding; protein binding; GTPase activator activity. The coding region runs from base 211 to 8115 and encodes 2634 amino acids. The record is from RefSeq and is a predicted model, not a curated record. Gene Ontology annotation, cellular component: myosin complex. Gene Ontology annotation, biological process: positive regulation of GTPase activity; intracellular signal transduction. The transcript has 44 exons.
UUUUAACACUGCUCUCUCUGUUCCGUAUCCUUCUGAUGAAAAGUGGAGUUGGGUUGCGGCAGAGGAAAGAAAUCCAGAAGGGGAAUAUUGGAGUAAUGACUGCAGUGGGAGAAGAGGGAACCUAUCUCCCGGGCCACAGUUUUUUUGCCACGAAAAUGGUUUUCACAAUCCUGAACAUGUACUAUUCAUGCUGAUGGGACAGGAUUCAAUAUGAAUAUAAAUGAUGGAGGAAGACGACGCUUUGAGGAUAAUGAACAUACAUUGCAUAUAUAUCCUGGGACAAUUUCAGAAGGGACAAUCUACUGUCCUAUUCCUGCCAGAAAAAACUCCACAGCUGCUGAGGUGAUCGACUCUCUUAUAAACAGACUUCAUCUUGACAAAACAAAAUGUUAUGUUCUAGCAGAGGUAAAGGAAUUUGGUGGAGAAGAAUGGAUACUCAAUCCAACAGACUGUCCAGUUCAACGAAUGAUGUUGUGGCCUCGAAUGGCUCUGGAAAAUCGUCUAAGUGGAGAGGACUACCGAUUUCUUUUGAGAGAAAAAAACCUUGAUGGGUCAAUCCAUUAUGGUAGUCUUCAGUCAUGGUUACGGGUAACAGAAGAACGUCGCAGGAUGAUGGAACGGGGUUUUCUUCCACAGCCUCAACAGAAAGACUUUGAUGAUUUAUGUAGCUUACCUGAUUUGAAUGAGAAAACUCUCUUAGAAAAUCUACGAAAUCGCUUUAAGCAUGAAAAAAUUUAUACCUAUGUUGGCAGUAUUCUAAUAGUCAUUAACCCAUUCAAGUUUCUUCCUAUUUAUAACCCCAAAUAUGUAAAAAUGUAUGAUAACCACCAGUUGGGAAAACUUGAGCCUCACAUUUAUGCUGUGGCUGAUGUAGCUUAUCAUACCAUGCUUCAGCGCAAAAAGAAUCAGUGCAUUGUGAUUUCAGGAGAGAGUGGUUCUGGGAAGACUCAAAGCACAAACUUUCUUAUUCACCACCUUACUGCUCUCAGUCAGAAAGGAUUUGCCAGUGGAGUGGAACAAAUUAUUCUUGGAGCCGGACCAGUUCUUGAGGCCUUUGGAAAUGCAAAGACGGCUCAUAAUAAUAAUUCAAGUCGUUUUGGCAAGUUUAUUCAAGUAAAUUACCAAGAAACAGGCACUGUACUUGGUGCCUAUGUUGAAAAAUAUCUACUGGAGAAGUCCAGACUCGUUUAUCAAGAGCAUAAUGAACGGAACUAUCAUGUAUUCUAUUACCUCCUGGCAGGAGCAAGUGAAGAAGAGAGAUUAGCAUUCCAUCUUAAACAACCAGAAGAAUAUCAUUAUCUUAAUCAGAUAACAAAGAAACCCCUCAGACAGAGCUGGGAUGAUUAUUGCUGUGAUUCUGAGCCGGAUUGCUUCACAGUGGAGGGGGAGGAUUUGAAGCAUGACUUUGAACGCUUACAACUGGCCAUGGAAAUGGUAGGAUUUCUUCCCAAGACACAAAGACAGAUUUUCUCUCUUCUAUCAGCAAUACUACAUUUGGGUAAUAUCUGUUACAAAAAGAAGACAUACCGGGAUGACUCCAUAGAUAUCUGUAAUCCUGAAGUUCUUCCUGUUGUCUCAGAAUUAUUAGAAGUUAAAGAAGAGAUGCUAUUUGAAGCAUUAAUUAUGAGGAAGACUGUGACAGUGGGAGAAAAGCUUAUUUUACCAUACAGACUGGCAGAGGCUGUGACAGUGAGGAAUUCCAUGGCUAAGUCUUUAUAUAGUGCCCUAUUUGACUGGAUAGUUUUUCGGAUUAAUCAUGCACUUCUGAAUAGUAAAGAUUUGGAGCAAAAUACCAAGACUUUGUCAAUUGGUGUUCUUGAUAUUUUUGGCUUUGAAGAUUAUGAAAAUAAUAGCUUUGAACAGUUCUGCAUUAAUUUUGCUAAUGAACGUUUACAACACUACUUUAAUCAGCAUAUCUUUAAACUGGAGCAGGAGGAAUACAGAGCUGAAGGUAUCAGCUGGCACAAUAUAGAUUAUAUAGAUAACACCUGUUGCAUAAAUCUUAUUAGCAAGAAACCAACAGGACUGCUCCAUCUUUUAGAUGAAGAAAGCAAUUUUCCACAGGCUACAAAUCAAACAUUGCUAGAUAAAUUUAAGCAUCAACAUGAAGAGAAUUCUUACAUUGAAUUUCCAGCUGUGAUGGAGCCUGCUUUCACCAUAAAGCAUUAUGCCGGGAAAGUAAAAUAUGGGGUAAAGGAUUUCCGGGAAAAAAAUACAGAUCAUAUGCGCCCUGACAUUGUAGCUCUUCUGAGAAGUAGCAAAAAUGCAUUUAUCUCUGGGAUGAUUGGAAUUGAUCCUGUAUCUGUUUUCCGAUGGGCGGUUCUCCGAGCCUUUUUCAGGGCUAUGGUUGCUUUCAGGGAAGCCGGGAAGAGACAUAUUCAGAGAAAAACUGGGCAUGAUGAUACAGCGCCAUGUGCAAUUUUGAAAAGUAUGGAUAGUUUUAGCUUUCUCCAACACCCAGUCCACCAGAGGAGCUUAGAGAUUCUGCAGAGGUGCAAGGAAGAGAAGUACAGUGUAACCCGGAAAAAUCCUAGGACACCUCUUUCUGAUCUCCAGGCCAUAAAUACUUUAAAUGAAAAAAACCAACAUGAUACAUUUGAUAUUGCCUGGAGUGGCAGAACUGGGAUUCACCAGAGCAGACUAUCAAGUAACACCUCCUUGCUUGACAAAGAUGGGAUAUUCGCUAACUCAGCUAGCAGCAAACUAUUGGAAAGAGCCCAUGGAAUUCUCACGAGAAACAGAAACUUCAAAUUCAAGCCUGGCCUUCCAAAGCACUUGCUAGAGGUAAAUUCUUUAAAGCACCUGACAAGACUGACUCUGCAGGAUCGCAUUACCAAAUCCCUUCUUCAUUUGCACAAGAAGAAGAAACCUCCCAGCAUCAGUGCUCAGUUUCAGGCCUCAUUAAACAAGCUGAUGGAGACACUUGGUCAAGCAGAACCAUAUUUUGUAAAAUGCAUUCGCUCUAAUGCAGAAAAGCUGCCAUUAAGGUUCAAUGAUGCCUUGGUACUUAGGCAGCUUCGGUAUACUGGGAUGCUGGAGACAGUUCGAAUUCGCCAAUCAGGAUACAGCUGCAAAUACUCUUUCCAGGAUUUUGUGAGCCACUUCCAUGUACUUCUUCCUCGAAAUAUUAUUCCAUCUAAAUUUUACAUUGAGGAUUUCUUCAGGAAAAUAAAUAUUAAUCCAAAUAAUUAUCAAGUUGGAAAAUCCAUGGUGUUCCUAAAGGAACAGGAACGACAGCACCUACAAGAUCUGCUUCACCAAGAGGUGCUCCGCAGAAUAAUAUUGUUACAACGAUGGUUUAGGGUCUUGCUGUGCAGGCAGCAUUUUCUCCAUCUGAGACAGGCAUCAGUUAUCAUUCAGCGAUUCUGGCGCAAUUACCUAAAUCAAAAGCAAGUCAGAGACGCAGCUGUGCAAAAGGAUGCUCUAGUUAUGGCUAGUGCAGCUACUCUUCUCCAGGCUUCCUGGCGUGCUCACUUAGAGAGGCAGCGGUAUUUGGAGCUCCGGACUGCAACCAUCAUCAUCCAGCAGAGAUGGAGGGAGUGCUAUAGGUGGAGGCACAUGGCUGCUAUUUGUAUACAGGCAAGAUGGAAAGGCUACAGGGAAAAUAAGAAGUAUCAAGAACAAAGGAACAAAAUUAUCCUUUUGCAGUCAAUAUGUAGAGGAUUCAGAGCAAGACAAAGAUUUAAAGCUUUAAAAGAACAAAGGCUAAAAGAAACAAAACUAGAACUUGGAUUGAUGAAUAUUGAGCCACAUGGAGCUCUGAAAAUUCAGGGUUCAGACCCUUCAGAAUGGGAGGAUUGUUCUUUUGACAACAGAGUAAAAGCCAUAGAGGAAUGUAAAUCUGUGAUAGAGAGUAAUCGAAUUAGUUCAGUGGACUGCUUGAAGGAUUCCCCAAACAAGCGACAGGAGAGAGCCAGAAGCCAGAGUGGUGUGGACUUGCAGGAAGAUGUGAUUAUAAGAGAGAGACCCAAGUCCUUGGAGGAUCUCCACCAGAAAAAAGUAGGUCGGGCCAAAAGAGAAAGUCGGAGAAUGAGAGAACUAGAACAAGCUAUAUUUAGCUUAGAAUUGCUAAAAGUUCGUUCUCUUGGUGGUGUGUCUCCUUCAGAAGAACGCCGAUGGUCUACAGAACUGAUGCCUGAGGGCCUUCAGUCUUUACAGGGUACACCUGAUAGUGAAAGCUCUCAAGAAAGCUUGGAACUUCUGAGCUGCGAGGAAAGCCAAAAGAGCAAACUAGAGUCUGUAAUGUUAGAUGAAGGAGACUUGCAGUUUCUAUCACCUAAGAUAUCUAGCAGUCAAAAAUUUGAUUCACAGGCCAAUGCCCGAAGUACCUCAAGUGAGGCUAACUAUACAUUGAGUCAAAAGGGAGCAUCCUCUGACUCAAUGCAUUUGAAGAAUGGGACUAUGAAGGAAAAACUGGUUUGCAGUUCUGAAUCUAUUACCUGUAAGCCACAACUGAGAGACUCCUUUGUUUCCAGUAGUUUGCCUACAUUUUUUUAUAUUCCUCAACAAGACCCACUGAAAACAAGUUCCCAACUAGACACAAGUAUCCAGAGAAACAAACUAAUGGAAAGUGAAGAAACAAUUCCAGCUCUUACUUUGGAUGUUAACAGGAAAACUAGAAAGUAUCGCUACUCAGGAGAAAAUCAAGUUGUUGCUUUGAGUACAGAUUCUUCUAAUACUGUGCUUAAGAAGUUGGAAAAGCUGAACACUGAGAAGGAAGAAAGGCAAAAACAGUUGCAGCAGCAGAAUGAAAAAGAGAUGAUGGAACAGAUUAGACAGCAAACAGAUAUUUUAGAGAGGGAGCGUAAAACCUUCAAGACAAUUGAAAAACAAAGAAUUGGGGAGUCUUUUCCAGUAUCAUCUUUCUAUCAAUCAAAACCAAGAGUAGAGAGGCCAUCCUCUCUCCUCAUUCCGAAUACCCCAAAUAAGAAAGAAUCUGAUGUACUAGGGCAUCCAUCAGUAACUGUAAAAGAUGCAGCUCUUGCCCUAAAAGACAGUCCCUCUGCUCACUUUCCCCUGAAGGAUCGACCUGCCACCCUGUUCUUUGAAAGAAAAGGAGGCCCAUGCCAAUCUAGUACUGUCAAUGAAUUAUCCAAGACAGACAGAAUGUGCAACCAACCGAAUGUAGCCUGUAAAUUCAAUAAUAAUGGCAUUUCAAAAAGAGAACACUUUAAGCCAACUCAAUCUAAGAGCCACAAAUCUAAUGACCCUCCCAGAGAUGGAACUACUAUGGCCAUUUUCUUCACACCAAAGGAAAAUAUGAGUAUUUCCCUUGUCAACAGGGAAUCCUUAAACAGUGGAAAUCCUAAAGUCCAUAAACAAGAUGAACCAAUUUGGAAACCUAUGAAGUUAACUGGGCCGGGCCAAGGAGAGCAGGUUGCCAGACCGGCCCAUAAAAAGAAAGCUCGAAUGGCGCGGACGCGCUCCGAUUUCUUGACUAGAGGUACUUUUGCUGAUGGGGAGGGGGAUACAGAGGAAGAUGAUUACGAUGACAUUGAGCCCCUUCUCUCCCUUGACCAACCUUCUCACUCUGAGCUAGGGCCAGCUCCCAUCCUGGGUCAGGCCUCUCACAGUGACUCCGAAAUGACAUCACAACGAUUUUCUUCGGUUGAUGAAGAAACAAAACUUCAUAAGACUAUGUCUCAAGGAGAGAUUACGAAGUUGGCAGUGAGAGAGAAGUCUUCAGAUUCGGAUAUAAGACCUCAGAAAGCGAGGAUGAGGUUCUGGGCCAAAGGGAAACAAGGGGAGAAGAAGACCACCAGAGUGAAACCUGCCACGCAGUCGGAGGUUUUACCGCUCUUGGCUGGCUCAGAUAUGAUUCCAAUGCAUCAGUUUCCAGAUGAAUUAGCUCAGUAUCACCCAACACCUCCUUUGAGCCCAGAAUUGCCUGGUAGUUGCCAGAAGGAGUUCAAAGAGAACAAAGAGCCCUCUCCAAAGGCAAAGCGCAAGCGAAGUGUGAAGAUCAGCAGCCUGGCUUUGGAAUCUAUGCAUUGGCAAAAUGACUCUGUCCAGAUCAUAGAAAGUGCCAGUGAUUUAAAGAGCAUGGAUGAAUUUCUUCUGAAAAAGAUGAAUGACCUAGAUAAUGAAGACAGCAAGAAAGACACACUAGUGGAUGUUGUAUUUAAAAAAGCCCUGAAAGAAUUCCGGCAGAAUAUCUUCAGCUUUUAUUCAUCUGCAUUGGCGAUAGAUGAUGGGAAAAGCAUACGGUAUAAAGACCUCUAUGCACUAUUUGAGCAGAUUCUGGAAAAGACCAUGAGACUUGAGCAGCGAGAUUGGAGAGAAUCUCCAGUCAGAGUUUGGGUCAACACUUUUAAAGUGUUUUUAGAUGAAUAUAUGAAUGAAUUCAAGACUUUGGAUUGUAUACCCCCAAAGGUGCCAAAAACAGAAAGAAAGAAAAGAAGGAAAAAAGAAACUGAUUUAGUGGAAGAGCACAAUGGUCACAUCUUCAAGGCCACUCAAUACAGCAUUCCUACGUACUGUGAGUACUGUUCUUCUUUGAUAUGGAUAAUGGACCGAGCCUCUGUUUGCAAAUUAUGCAAGUAUGCUUGCCAUAAGAAGUGCUGUCUGAAAACCAUAGCCAAGUGUUCUAAAAAGUAUGACCCAGAGCUAUCAUCUCGACAAUUUGGGGUUGAACUGUCCCGUUUGACUAGUGAAGACCGAACUGUUCCUCUAGUGGUGGAAAAGCUCAUAAACUACAUUGAAAUGCAUGGACUGUACACAGAAGGUAUUUACCGAAAGUCUGGUUCAACUAAUAAAAUCAAGGAGCUUCGACAAGGUCUAGACACAGAUGCUGAGAGUGUAAACCUAGAUGACUAUAACAUACACGUCAUUGCAAGUGUAUUCAAACAAUGGCUUCGUGAUUUGCCCAAUCCACUCAUGACCUUUGAACUGUAUGAAGAAUUUCUUCGAGCUAUGGGUCUUCAGGAAAGGAAAGAGACAAUUCGUGGUGUAUACUCUGUGAUUGAUCAGCUUUCCCGAACUCAUCUUAAUACACUGGAACGCCUCAUCUUUCAUCUUGUCAGGAUUGCUCUGCAGGAAAACACUAAUCGAAUGUCUGCUAAUGCUUUAGCCAUUGUGUUUGCACCCUGCAUUCUACGCUGCCCUGAUACCAUUGACCCACUACAAAGCGUGCAGGACAUCAGUAAGACUACCACUUGUGUGGAGCUGAUUGUUGUGGAACAAAUGAAUAAAUAUAAGGCUCGUCUCAAAGACAUCAGUAGCCUGGAAUUUGCUGAGAAUAAGGCAAAGACCAGGUUGUCACUGAUUCGUAGAUCAAUGAAACCUGUACUAAUUGCAGUUAGAUUUAUGAGCAUUACCCGCAGUUCAGUCUCGGGAAAGGGGUGUCUUCGUCGAGGAAACUAUGCAAGUCCAUCCUCUCCUGUUGUAGUUCGGUUGCCCUCUAUGUCUGAUGUCCCAGAAGAGACCUUGACUAGUGAGGCAGCCAUGGAGAUGGACAUCACAGAACAGCAGCAAGCAGCUAUGCAGCAGGAGGAGAGAGUGCUGACUGAACAGAUUGAGAACCUACAGAAAGAGAAGGAGGAGCUAACAUUUGAGAUGCUUAUACUGGAACCCCGUGCCUCUGAUGAUGAAACCCUUGAGUCUGAGGCCUCCAUUGGGACCGCCGAUAGCUCAGAAAACUUAAAUAUUGAGUCUGAAGGUGCCAUCUCUGAGAAAUCAGAGAGAAGCUUGGCUCUUAGCUCCCUGAGGGCAGCUGGCAAGUCUGCACCUUCUAGCAAGUUGAGAAAGCAGCUAAAAAAGCAGCACGACUCUUUGGAUUCAAUGGACUCUUCAGUCUCUUCUCAUGGGACCAGAAAACGAUUUCAGAUUUAUUCCAAAUCUCCAUUCUACCGAGCUGGCUCAGCUGGUGAGGCCCUGGAAAUGGAGGGACCAUUGGGCCUGACCAAAUCCCUAGAAGACAGACCUCAGUUCAUCAGCAGAGGAACCUUCAACCCUGAAAAGGGCAAACAAAAAUUAAAGAAUGUGAAAAACUCACCUCAGAAAACCAAAGAGACCCCAGAGGGGACCAUGGGGUCUGGCCACAGGAAAACUGUGGACCCAGACUGCAGCUCCACCCAACAGCCAGCUCUCUUUGGAAAUAAUGAGUUUAUGGUCUGAACUAGCAGAUGUAUAUUCCUUCAUAGCUGCAGAGUAGUAAACACAUCUCAUUUUUAGGCCUCUUCUCAUUGCCUCAUCCACAAUAGUCCAUUCUAAGUGAGGUCCAGCCUCUUGCCCAAGCAUACAACCAAGACCUGGUGUGCUAAAUUCCUGGGCCUCCUGUGGAAGUGGAAAGGCCUCUUUGAAGCCUGCCGGGAUGGUGCCAGCUGUGCCUUGGCUGCAGUAUUUGACCAGAGAUUUCACUAACAAAGCCACCUAGCUAGGACUUGGGGAUUUGGGUCAGUCGUGGAGGUCUUUGUAGUUGCCUCUCUUCCAUCCUCUUUUCCCUUUCCAGAGGUGGGUGUGGAACUGGUGAGCACAUUGUGGGCCUGAGGGGCGCAUUGAUUUCUGGCCUUGGAAGAAAACAUGUAAAUCUUUCUUAACCAUGUAAGCAAAAGCCUUUCAGUUUAUUUUGGGAUAGUUAGGAGCUGGGGUAGAAUAUACUUUUUUCCCCCAAGGAUUUAUAAAAAAAAGGCUAAGCCCUCUAUUUUAAGAUUUUUUUGAAAAACACUUCAUGUUAUAUUCUGGGGAAAGUAAAAAGGCAAUUGUUUCCAUUAAGCCAUCAGAGCAUGUCUCAGACCUCUGGUUACACAAUGAAGAAGAGAGUAGAAGUUUUGUUUUUUUAUGAUGUUUGAUGUAAUAAUAAUCAAUGCUGGUUUAACUUCUAGUUAGUUCCUGCCAAAUAUAUUGCAUGGGCUGAAGUUUCAGUAGCCAUACUGUUCUCAUAUUCUCUGGUCCUAGAAUCAGUUUCCUCUAAUUUUCUUAAAUGACCCAGAGAUAUGGUGAACACUAAACAUGAGGGUUUCACCCUAAUCCAUCCACGCUUUUCUCUUUGUGUAGAUUGAACUGAAGAUCACAUAUUCAUCUGCUGGUAGAUUUCAACCUAGAACUCAAAGACAAAUGACCAAUUAAUCAAUUCUCUCAAAACAUUCACAACACAAUACUACAUGAAUAAGUGUUACAGAAAGCUGCCAAAAAAUAAGAGAGAACUUUUUCAGAUGACCCAUCUAACUUAUUUUUUCCUCAGACCAUCAGUAUUAAAUAGACUUUUUAAAAAAUCAAGGACUACUUGAAGCUACUUUUGUUAAUAUUCUGGUUACUGAAGUUUACUGUAAAUAUAAAUGUAUAGUAUGCAUAUUUCUUUUUCACCUUAUGCUUCCCUCCUCCCAUGGAAUUUCUUCCUAAGAUUAGGGAUCAUUGGACAGGGAGGUGAGAGCCACACAUCCCUGGGUUGAGGGACAAGUCACAAGUCAAACCAUCUUCACCACUAGGUGUCUCCGUACACAUGAGUUAUAAUAGCAUUUUAAGCUUCUUAGCAUCAGUAGGAUUCGAAAUCUAUUUCUGCUAUUUAUAUAUAAUAUAUGAGAAAUGAAACAUGCUCCUCUUUCUUGAGAUAAAUAUGUGAAAAUGUUUAUUUUUAAAGUUACUAAAUGGAUCUUGUCUAACUACCACAUGCACUGUUACCUGAAUUUUGGUUAUUCUUCCUUUUAAUGCUUUUUGAAUUUGAAGUUACAGAACUAUUAAGACAUGUUAAGGCAGAGUCUCUCCUGUUACAUGACACUGAACCUCAUGCCACUGCUAAAGUGGUGGUUGUCGAACUCCAGAGAUGAGACUUGGAACAUCAUUCUGAGUGGCAGCUAAAGGCAGCAGGAGUCUUCUCUGUCCCUGGUUUGGGUUCCAAAAUGAGCUAGGAAAAGGGAUCUUGAUGAUGGUUAGUGAAUAAAUGUUCCAUUUUAUAUACCCCGCAAACAUCUGCCACCUUGUCCAGGCUGUCCUGAGGAGUCAUAAAUGUAAAGCCUUUAAAAAUCUGAAUUUCGGAAAGUUUCCCAGAGGAAAACCUAAUUCAUCCCCAGCAUGGCUGUGUGAAAGUGGGAUUGCUGCUGCCUUGGCGCCGCUGCCAGACUGCAGGUCUGUGUCAGUGUUCUUGGGAGAGUAGCAUUCUGCUGGGCAUGACUGCUGCUCUUCACUUGCCAGGCAUUGGUCAAUACCAUACAAAAGGAGAGAGUACCCUUAUUGCACAGUUUCCUUUGGCCCAGAGGAAUGGCCUGCAGAACACAUCUUGGCAUGUUCUUCUAAAUUUUUGUGGAUUUUUAUUGUUUUUGCAAAAUAAGUUUUGGCAAUUAAAAAACAACUCAUAUAGGACGUUUUAUAGGAACUUGACAAUGGAUGUUAAGAGACUUUAUAAUUUUUCUCAGGGACUUGAAACCUGAAUUUGGAUAAAGUUAAAUAAAAAAUAUUGCUUUUCAGUUGCUAGAUUUGUGGAUUUCUAGUCAUUUAACAAGCUGCCAGAAUGGAGGGUGGUAGGGAGGAGAGAGCCACACAAUUACAAAAAUGCAGAGCAAGUGUGGGACCCUCCCUUUGAAGGAAGGAAAGCUGCUAUUCUCAUGGGAUAAUAGGUGUUGUGGGCCUGAUACAGAGAUGAUGCCAUAACUCUCAAAAACUGUCAGAACCAAGUGUUCUGUCUCCCUCCAUUUGAUCUUAACUGGUUCUCUCCCUGGUUAUGUCACCACAAAGUGAUGCUGUAUGCAUUGCAACCACUUAUGAUUAAGAUAUUUAAUCUUAACAUGUGUCACAUCUGUAUUUUCUAUUGCUUUGCAUGUUUACUUUGAUCUCAAAUGCCUCAAAGAAAAUGCCUGCAUGGCAGCAGCAGGAUGGCCCCAUACUUGGAGCCCAUACUCCAAAUUGAAGAGCAUUCUGUUCUAUCACACAUUCCUGGCCCCAAACAAAGCCUGGAUUUCAAUUUUCCCCAGUGAAACCAACACAUCCCUUAUCAUGAAAAAUGUGAUAGCAUCAGAAAAGUCUAAUUUGGAUCACAUUGGGUGCCACAAAGUGAAGCAAAUGAUUAUAACAGCAAAACAGGAAAGGUUCAGGGAGGUGGUAUGCUUAGUUUGUAAUGCACUUUGUACUUCCUGCCAUUUUAAUUAUUUUCCCACUCUGGGCUUCUGAAAACACUAGGGGAGGUACGCCUUCCCUGUAGGAGCCUUGCAGAGGCAAGGGACCCAGGUCAGGGAAGGGGAUACCAGAGCCCUGCCUUCUCAUUCCUCAGAAACCAGCUGCAGCUCUCCACUCACCUCUGCUGGGAGGUUAGAAGAGACUUCCCUGUUCUAUCAUGAGAGGGUUUUUUCACUGUCAGAGACAAAGGAUCCCAGAAACCUGCUGAAAAGAGGAAGUCCAGCGAAGUGCUGCAGGCCCCCUUCAGUGCCUGUGGGCCUUGAUGUUUUUAAAAUUGUAACUAAUGACUGUGUACAUUUCACAAGCACUUUGGUAAACCAGAGAGAAGAAAGUGUUCUCAGGAUGUGUUCAAAGCUUAAGAGUUUUAAUUUUAAAGAGAAACACAGUCCAAACAGCUUUCCUCAUCCUCCUCUCCUUUUAUUUUUUCCCUUGAUGGGGAGCUGGAUAUGGGACAUGCAUCAUUCUGUGUUGAAAAAUGCAUAUGUCACCCAUAAUUUUGUGAUAACUUCUCAGCCCUGUUCCCCAACACCAUGCUAGCCUUGGUUGUAAAAUUCCUCGGUAUUUGUGGGAGUCCUUUGUCUUUUCUAAGCCCCUAAAAUACUUUUAACCACUUUUUUUCUGGAACCAUUCCCACGUUUGAUUUGGUGUUCAACAGUAACAGCAAAAUGAUGAGUGUGGACAUGGAUCUAUUAGGUUUUGUUGGUCUCUUGGUUGAAACUUAAAAAAAAAAAAAAAAGCCCCACCAAGGGGCCUAUCACCUUGCUAUCCAUCCAUACUUAAUACCUAUUUAUCAGUCGUCUUAGGUCAUAUAAAAGUUGCACCUUUUGAACCAUGUAAUUGUAUUUAACUAGGGGAAAGGUGUAUACUACAGAUUAGUAUUAUAUUAUUUUAAUGGGUUUAAAUAAUUUAUAAGUAUGCUGAGUGUAAAUUUUUAAAAGACUAUGUAUUGUAAAAGGACAUAUCCUGUGAAAUAUAUUUUACUGUUAAACAGAAUAAUUCUAUAAGAAGAAUGAUUUAUCUCACCCAUGGAAUUGAUUACAUUCCUAAUACCAUCACCAGGCGCUUUGUAAUUUCCCUUUGCUUUUGGAGAGUGUGGGGGAGCAAGAUACAUCUGUAUAGAGUCCAGUUUGUGUCACUCAAGAUAUGCGCUGUAUGGCUACACAAAAGCAGCUUGAUGAACAAAUCACUCCAAUGGCUCAUUAAAGAACAAAAGCUUCCAGAA